Messenger RNA from Branchiostoma belcheri (Belcher's lancelet), 1179 nucleotides. Its product is annotated as ribonuclease P protein subunit p40-like. Gene Ontology annotation, cellular component: ribonuclease MRP complex; multimeric ribonuclease P complex. The coding region runs from base 55 to 1158 and encodes 367 amino acids. Lineage: Eukaryota; Metazoa; Chordata; Leptocardii; Amphioxiformes; Branchiostomatidae. The transcript is spliced from 8 exons. Gene Ontology annotation, molecular function: ribonuclease P activity; ribonuclease MRP activity. The record is from RefSeq and is a predicted model, not a curated record. Gene Ontology annotation, biological process: tRNA 3'-end processing; endonucleolytic cleavage in ITS1 to separate SSU-rRNA from 5.8S rRNA and LSU-rRNA from tricistronic rRNA transcript (SSU-rRNA, 5.8S rRNA, LSU-rRNA); tRNA 5'-leader removal.
UGGGUUUAGUAGUUUAUCAUCAAAAGUUGGGCUUUUUUCUUUAAACGAUACCCAAUGUCCCUGACACUGAAGGUAGAUCUUAGUCCACCCCGCAGUAAGCUGGUGAUUGAAAAGUCAAGCUUUGAUGACGAGAAAUCCAGACAUCGGAAGAAUGUGGAGGAGCAUUACUUCAAUCAUAAGAUGGAGCUGUUCAUUCCUGGCUGUGCAGAGCUGCCACCUAGCGCCCAGGCAGUGUUUGACAUGUCUGAUGAUUUCUACAUCAUCAAGGAUCUUCCACUUACAGAGUUGAUCAACAAAGAUUUUAUUGAAAAUUUCGUGAAGAAAGGUUCCCUGUAUAUGCUGUCCCACAACACACACAUCGAUAAGCACAAUGUCUAUGCAGUACUACCCACAGGUAAGUUGAUCCUGUCUGUACACAAGGACACAUAUGAGGAACUGGGGCUUGUGGGACAGCCAUCACAGUUUAAUAGGAAGGUCAAGAGAAAGUUUGUUGUGGAGGUUGACCUUACCCAAGAUAUCUUUGUACCUGGGAAGAAGAAUUACGAGCGAGUGAAAAAAGGGUUUCAAAGGACAGAACUAAAAGCAGACUUUCUGCUUUCAUGGAAACCUAGAGGUACCAGACAAUCGGCAGGCCCCGUACUGUCCCACUUUGAAGACAGCUACAGGUGUGACAGACGAAGCCAGGUUCAACAGACCAACAAGCACACAGAGCUACUGCUUCCUGUAGUAAACAGUUCAGAGCUGGAGGAGAGUGAUGACGGGGAGUGGUGUACUGCUAGGGAGUGGUACGAAUGGCUGGGAGCUGUAUCCUGUGGGAUCAAUUGCAAUGAAGCACCGGAGCACUACAUUUCCAGAUACAGCUGUCCUAAACCUAACAAACUGACAGCAACUGCUGUGAGACGUUCCAUGACAGGGUUCAUAGCACCAGGGAGGGUGUGGGCAGUUCUGGAGGCAGUCAGAUCUGACAUGAGAGAUAACCAGUGCCCGUCCCCCUGGGCAGCCCUGACCGUCCACGGGUUUGCGGACAGUCCUGUCUCCUGGGCCAGGAGGGAGCAUGGCUUCCACCAUGGAGGAGAAAACCUCUACACCCUCCUCAUCUUCAGAGACAGCACCUACUGGCUGUUCCAGGCUGUGGGGACCAAUGAUAUCUGUCCUUGAACAAUAAAAUCAUACAUCAUA